This is a messenger RNA of Fusarium pseudograminearum CS3096, 2286 nucleotides long. RefSeq lists its product as uncharacterized. NCBI's taxonomy places the organism in Eukaryota, Fungi, Ascomycota, Sordariomycetes, Hypocreales, Nectriaceae. The record is from RefSeq and is a predicted model, not a curated record. Gene Ontology annotation, biological process: attachment of mitotic spindle microtubules to kinetochore; mitotic spindle assembly checkpoint signaling. Gene Ontology annotation, cellular component: mitotic spindle; nuclear envelope; kinetochore. The transcript has 2 exons. Bases 1 to 2286 code for a protein of 761 amino acids.
AUGCGCUCGCACACGCCCAACGACAAGAAUGGGCGUGGAGGCCGCACAACUCCCAUGUCAAAUAACAGAUUCAGGGCCAGUACUUCUAAUGUCGGUCCGCAACCGUCGCUGCGAAACUCCAGGAUGUCCUUUCGCGCAAGUACACAACCAUCCUACAAUCUCCUCACAGGCGAAUCGAACCUCCCUCGUCCCGCCUCGCGAACAAGUAUGGCCCCAGAAUCCGUCCGCCCCAGUUCGCGCGAAAGUCAUAAGGAGAACAUGCCGCCUCCUGAAGCGGACGAGUCUGAGAAGGAAAAGCGUCAGAUGGAGGCGUUGAAAGCAGAGAUAGGAACCCUGCAAUAUCGCCUGCAGACGACCGAACAAGAGAAGGAGAUCGCCCUGUCGACAAGCAACAGCAAGGUUGAGCAAUCCCGCAGAGAGACACAAGAUGAAGUCCAGAAGCGCCAAGCUGCCGAAGCCGAACGCGAGAAAGCGGUCGAACAAACCGAAGCCCUACGAAGAGAAUUGGAACAAAUCAAGGAGUCGAUUGAGGAUGAUAAGAAGAAACUGGAGCGCAAGGCUCGUGACGCAGAGGAUGAGGUCCGCUUGCUUCAGGAUCAGCUUGAGGAUCUGUCCGCUGCCAAGGACGAAGCCGCACGAAUCGCCGACCGCAAGGCUACCGAUAUGGAGAUGCAGAUUGCAGCUGCGCAAAAGACAGUCAAGGAACUCGAACAGGAUAGCGAGCAGCGGGACAAUGCACUGCAACAGGCACAGUCCCAAUUGGCCGAGAGGGAUGGACAAAUCGCAAAUCUAGAGGCGGAUGUUUUACGACUCAAGGCACAAAGUGGUGAUGCAGAGACGAUGGAGAUUAUCAGACAGGAACUUACAGAACAAGUCCAACAUAUCCGCAACCUCGAAUCUACAAACCGCGAUCAACUAUCCGAGCUUAAACAUCUACGAUCAUUGAGCAAAGCAGUCGAAGUCGUCGAAGAAGAGAAGCGAACUCUACAGCGAAGACUGGAGUCUGCAGAGGUGAUUGAGGCAGAGCUUACCGAAGCACGCAUCCAGCGACAGCGACUCGAAGACGAGCGAUUGGCCUGGUCUGCGUACCUUAAGAAUGCCGCCGAGACUGACGAAUCCCAAUUCGACUCACCAGAAGCUGUUGCAAGGGCCUUAGUGGAGGAACGUCUUACCAACGCGUCUUUCGUCGAGAAAGUAGGCCAACUACAAGCGGAGAUGACUUCUGCGCAGAACACGAUCCAGUCUUUGAAUGACGAAAAGGCCCAAUUGAAGAGCGAAGUCGAGAAGUCCAAGAGUGCAGCCAGCGCAACCAAUACCGACAAAGCUCGCAUGCGUCUGGACCGACAGCGUAUUAUGGCUGUCAAGGAGGUGGAAUACCUUCGCGCCCAACUCAAGACCUUCGACACCGAGGACGAGACGCUUCAACCCGAGCAAUUCGACCAAGCGCGGGUCCAACGAGUCCAAGAGCUUGAAGACCUUGUCGACCAGUACAAGAAGGAGGUCCAAACGCUACACGCCGAGCUAUCAUCUCUCGAGCCUUCGACAGGCGCCCCUCAACCGGUUACAGGCACCAAGCGAUCGAGAGUUGAGGAUGACAGCACCCAAGAACAGCUUGGGCAGCUCACUAGAAAGAAGCGCAAGCUGGAAGAGGAGUUGACAAAGUCUCAGAACAAGAUUUCUCUGUUAGAGAAAGACUUGUCUACCAGCCGUGAGCAACUAAAGGCUGCUAAACAGUCAACGCAAACACGCGUCUUGUCGCUCAAGUCCAACCCGACAUCAGACUUUGAGGCAAUCAAGCGAUCAACUCUCAAAGCUCUCAAGAAGGAGAAUGAGGAACUCCUAGCGACACUCCGCGGCAAAUCAUCCUCACCCAUGAUUCCCACCUCUGUCCUCGCGGCUAUGGAGCGCGAAAUCACAGCAGCCAAGGCAGAAACAGCAUCAGCCGAGAAGCGCACCCGUCGUCUGAAGGAAGUCUGGGGCUCCAAGUCUCAAGAGUUUAAAGAAGCCAUCUUUUCCACGCUCGGCUGGACCGUGACGUUUAUCCCCAACGGCAAGAUGCGGGUCGAAAGCACGUUUUACCCGUCGCAAACAGACGAGCACGAGAACUCUAUCGUGUUUGACGGCGAGCGCGGCACGAUGAAGGUUGGCGGCGGUCCAAGAAGUGAUUUCGCGAGGAGGAUUAGCGAUCAGAUUGGGUUCUGGGUCAGGGAGAAGGGGUGCAUUCCUGGGUUCCUCGCUGCGUUGACGCUGGAGUUUUACGAGGAGCAUAGUAGAGCGGCCAAGUAA